Messenger RNA from Sipha flava (yellow sugarcane aphid), 439 nucleotides. It is a transcript of the gene ND-MLRQ, whose product is annotated as cytochrome c oxidase subunit NDUFA4. The transcript has 3 exons. The record is from RefSeq and is a predicted model, not a curated record. Bases 127 to 372 code for a protein of 81 amino acids. Lineage: Eukaryota; Metazoa; Arthropoda; Insecta; Hemiptera; Aphididae.
AAGACGUAAAAUUUAUUUUACGAUUACUUUAUAAUCAUACUAUUUGCUGAUUAACAUUACUUGUUACUCCUAUAAUUUUUUGAUUCGUUUUAUUACUGAAUAAAAGGUAGUACCAAUAAUUGCAAAAUGGUUAUGCCAGGAAUGACUAUAGAGAGCUUGAAAAAGCACAAGUCUCUAAUUCCUUUAUUUGCUUGCCUUGGUGUUGGAAUGGUUGGUGCUGCUUUCUAUUUGGCUCGAUUGGCUAUAAAAAGUCCUGAAGUGACUUGGCAUCCAAAGGAUAAUCAAGAACCAUGGGAAGCAUAUAAACAAAAGACUUACAAAUUUUAUUCAACAAGCUCAGAUCCACCAGUCAGUCCAGCUCCUAAAUACUAAAAAUACAUUGGUCUGUAUUGGUUAGUAUUAAUAAUAUAUGUCAUGUGAAAGGAUGUUAUUAUCAAAU